Rhincodon typus (whale shark) is the source of this 1475-nucleotide messenger RNA. RefSeq names its product translin (gene tsn). The record is from RefSeq and is a predicted model, not a curated record. Lineage: Eukaryota; Metazoa; Chordata; Chondrichthyes; Orectolobiformes; Rhincodontidae. Gene Ontology annotation, biological process: RNA metabolic process. Gene Ontology annotation, molecular function: single-stranded DNA binding; RNA binding; sequence-specific DNA binding. Gene Ontology annotation, cellular component: nucleus; cytoplasm.
GACAAACGCCGUCGGCGAAUACGUGAGGAGGGGGAAAAUUCGCGUUGAGAAAAUAAGAUUGGAGUUCUUCCGUGGCGGCUUUUUUAAAAAAAAAAAAUAGCGAUAUGCGUGCAUUUAAAAACAAGACAAAAAUCAAGUGCUUAUUCUGGACAGACGCCCUUGGAUGCGACGAGCUAUUGGGAAGGACCCUUGUCGCGUGUGUCCUAUUGCCGUGAGGGAAAGGAGCAGCCGCCGCUUCAUUGGGAUAAUCACACGGUUCAUUGAUUUUGUUGUCAUUAGUGUUGUGGCGGUGAUGUCGGUAACGGAUUUGUUCAGUGUGAUCCAGAGCUCCCUGUCCGCGGACCAGGAUGUGAGGGAGGAAAUAAGAAAAGUUGUCCAAGUCCUUGAACAGACAGCUCGUGAGAUACUUACCCUGCUGCAGACUGUCCAUCAGACAUCUGGCUUGAAAGACGUAACGAAGAAGUGCCAGAAAGCACGUGAACAUUUUGAUGCUGUGAGGACACAACUGGAUGAACUGAAAACCAAAUUCCCUGCAGACCAGUAUUACAGGUUUAAUGAGCACUGGAGGUUCGUGCUGCAACGCCUCAUCUUCCUGGCAGCGUUUGUCGUCUAUCUGGAGUCUGAAACCCUGGUGACCCGGGAAGCUGUUGCAGGAAUACUAGGAAUUGAAGUGCACCGAGACAGAGGCUUUCAUCUCGAUAUCGAGGACUAUCUUUCAGGACUGCUGAUCCUGGCUAAUGAACUGGUAAGACAGAGCAAUGACUGAAGGAAUGCCACCUAGAGAUAGACAGCAGAGGAAAUAUUGAUUGUUUUCACAAUCCUGCAUGAGGGUAGUACUGAUCCCCACAAACUUUGUUAUUCUGUAGGCAAAUCACCAUAACUAAUCAAUCAGGUUCCAUUCCCUAGCUCACAUCCACAAGUGAUUAACAUUUGUUUAACAUCUCAGUGAACUAGUUAGAUUGGAAUGUAGUUGAUGAUUUAAGAAAUUAUAAUAGGAUGGUCAGCUAUUCACAUGAAUACAUCUGAGGUCUUGUGGCACUGUGUUAACGCCUCGGGGCUAGAAGAUCCAGGUUCAAGUCCCAUCUCAGGCUGACGGCCAUGGAGGUGCCACAAUCUGUCCAAACAAAUUAUAUUUUUUUUUAGAAAAUCACACAAAUCCUCCAUGAUCUGUAAUUAAACCACUAAAUAAGACCACAACAACUAGCUUCUUAUGGUCACUCCUCUUCAUUUAUUCUAAAACUAACAUUGCUGGAUAUAAGUUAUAAAAUAUCUCUGGAGGAAAGAAAUUAUUACGCCAGUGUUUGACUGCAACCUACCAGCUUUCUGGUUUCAGUUCACCUUGUAAACUCUUUAAUAGUUCUUGCUUUGUUCAUUGUGACUUUAACAUAUAGAACUUUAACAGUUGCCUUCUGAAGCCCCAUACAAUAAGAUUAAGUCAGGUUAAGGCGAUCAUCAACAGGUCCAGGGGUCUCCCA